UGUACUCAAGAAGAACCUAGGCAUAAACUCUUUUAUUUUUCAAUUCACCUAAAGAACUUCGGCAUGGAAUCGAAUCGAGAAAGUAAAAAGGAUAAUAGCGAGCCCGAUUCGCGGCGCUCGACAAAAAAAGCAAUGAUCAAUCCACAGGAUGUACCACAACCGCUGGAAGAGCCAGUAAAAAAGAAACCCGAAUCGAAUACUUACAUGAAUGAAAUCCAAGCGGAGAUUGAGUCCCGCCAGCAGCUUAAGGUGCUGGAGACGGUGGAGGGUGAGGAGGUGGACAUGACACCCAACUAUAUAAUGGACUCGUCCUACAUCGAUCAGUUUCUACACUUCAAUAUAUUUCUGCAGCAUGAGCUGGUUAAUCUGCCACUAAUGCACACCAGAUUUUCCCAUUCCAGGUCACGCACACGUUCGAGCAUGCGAGGAGGCAUUGGUGGCAACAAGCAGUCCAUCGAUGAGCUGAUCAAUGGGAUUAUGUAUGAGACCAUUGUCUUUGAUCCUACGAUUCAUGAGAAGAUCGAAGAGGAGCAUGUGCCGACUCCCUUUAAGCGCAGCUUUGUCAAGGUCACACUGCGCAAGUCCGAGUUCAUAGAGCUGUGGAGCCAGGUGGGCACCACCGUGCCCAAGGGCACGCCCCAAGGCGAUCACGUCGAGUCGGACAAUCGCCACUAUGAGUAUCUGACUGUGGGCAAGGGCAAGGUGCGACGUCGCUCCGACAACGAUGCACAGACGGACAUCUUGCUGACGAGCACGCGAGCUGUUAACACCAUCUUUGUGGACUACGCCACCGUCGGCAGCUAUGUGUCCAACUUUGAAAUGUACGAUACACUGGAGGGUACAAAUAAAAAGAAGGCGCACGCCUCCCGCAUAUCGACGGGGUCACAAACGAUGGACUUUGACAGCGGCGAGGGUGUCGUCAUGGCCGACGAUGAAGCCAGAGACCGCGAACAGGCCAAGGCAGCACAGGCUAAGCUCUUUAGCAGUCCAGCCUUUCGGAAUGCCAUAUUGUACGUAGGACGCACUUUGUCCAGUAAUCUUUACAAGAAUGGCAUGCAGCGUUUUCGCAAUUUCAAGGAGGUGGAUCGGAGCUCCACCGACGUGCAGUACAAGUAUUCCAUGAAUAUUCUUUUUCGUUUGGUGCCCGUGCCCAGCAAGGAUGAGCGCAAGGGCGUCAGUGACAUUAGCUUCUGUCACAGCAAUAGCGACAUUCUGGUUGUCAGCUAUGGACUCUAUUCGUUUUCAUCGAAUCAUGUGCCCGCCAGCGGCGACGUUUACGUCUGGAGCAUUAAGAAUCCCGGCGAGCCGGAGCGCGCCUACUACUACAACAUUCCUGUAACCGCUGUCUGCUUCUCUCCCUUUCUUCCCUCGCUGAUUGCCAUUGGACUUUAUGACGGCACCGUCGAAGUUCGCGAUGUGGCGGACAUGAGCAACGUUCCCAUUGCCGUGUCACAGCGCAGCAGCUCCCCAGGCUGUUCGCCUGUCGUAGCCAUUCGCUGGCUCAAGCAGAUUGACGAUGAUGACAACAAUGAGAUUGAUCCUUUUCUGAGCCUCUCCCAGGACGGCACUGUCACACGCUUUCGCAUUGUCAGCAGUCCUUUUCUUUUAGGUUUUACUCAAAUGACCUUAGAGCGCGUCGAAGGUCAGCCGGAGGGCAUACAUGUACCGCUAUCGCCGCAAUUGCAAGUCCAGUCCAAUAGGCAUCCCCAAGGACUCUACAUAACCACUCAUCCAGUGCAUAAGGACAUCUACUACAUACUGACCGACGAGGGCUGCAUACACAAGUGCUCGAUCAACUAUCAGCAUCAGUAUCUGGAGGUGCUCAAGUGCCACGACGGCGGCGUCAACGUCAUGGAGUUCUCGCCCUGGUCACCCAAAGUGUUUCUCACAUGCGGCAAUGAUUGGUACGUACGCAUUUGGAUUGACGGCAUUACGCGUCCACUCAUCGAGCUCUUCGACGACUUUCAGCCGCUGCACUGGGUCAACUGGAGUCCCACCCACUCCACCAUUAUAGUUGCCCUUAAUCGCGAAGCCGCCUCCCUUUGGGAUAUACGCCGCAAUAUUCUAAAGCCCAUGGGCAAGCACGAAUUGGACUCCUCCUAUAAUACAUCAGCGCGUUUCUCCAACAGUGGCACCACUUUGGUUGUGGGCAAUGAACGCGGCAACGUUUUGUUUUAUGGUAUUGAUGAUAUGCCCUUCGCUCCCCAUUUCCAAUACGAUGAGAUGGAGAAGGCCAUCUACAGAGCCAUUGGCAACGAUCAGGAAUUGUUUAUUGAACUCAAGAGCAUUGGCUUCUUUGGUUACCCCAAUAAAAAGUGCAAGAAGCCAUAUUAAAUUGUCUGCUAAUUGCAUCGAGUACUGUUAUAACUUAAUCUGAACUUACGCAUAAUAAAGA
Messenger RNA from Drosophila busckii, 2395 nucleotides. It is a transcript of the gene Dic61B, whose product is annotated as WD repeat-containing protein 78. Gene Ontology annotation, biological process: cilium movement. The coding region runs from base 64 to 2334 and encodes 756 amino acids. Gene Ontology annotation, molecular function: dynein light chain binding; dynein heavy chain binding. The transcript is spliced from 5 exons. Gene Ontology annotation, cellular component: axonemal dynein complex. The record is from RefSeq and is a predicted model, not a curated record. Lineage: Eukaryota; Metazoa; Arthropoda; Insecta; Diptera; Drosophilidae.